UAUCAUAUCAACAAAUAUAAAUAUAUAUAUAUUUUGUUUUUGAUAAAUCAUCAUAUAAUUCGAGAAGCCCCAUAUUACGCAACAAGCUAGAAAGAAAAAAAUCAAUUUCAAUCGAUAUUCCACCAAACAAAAUGGCAUUUUUGGGCAAAGUUGUUUUAAUAACCGGAGCAAGUUCUGGAAUUGGUGCUGCAACAGCAAUUCAUUUAUCACAACUUGGUGCAUCAUUAUCGUUGACUGGUCGUAAUCGCGAUAAUCUUGAAAAAAUUGCAGAACAAUGUAAAGAACGUAAGCCAUUUUUGAUAACCGGAGAAUUAACAAAUGAAGAUGAUACAAAAAAAAUACUUGAAAAGACAAUAGAACACUAUGGAAAAUUGGAUGUUUUAAUAAACAAUGCUGGUACCAUUGAAAGAGGUAGUAUUGAAAAUACAAGUCUCGAUCAAUAUGACAGAGUCUUCAAUUUAAAUGUGAGAUCAAUGUACCAUUUGACAAUGUUGGCUGUUCCUCAUCUUGUUAAAACUCAAGGUAACAUUGUCAAUGUUUCAAGUGUCAAUGGAAUUCGUUCAUUUCCUGGUGUAUUGGCAUAUUGCAUGAGUAAAUCAGCUGUUGAUCAAUUUACACGUUGUACUGCAAUCGAACUAGCAUCAAAACAAGUACGUGUUAAUGCAGUUAAUCCAGGUGUUGUUGUGACAAAUUUACAUGAAAGAAGUGGAAUGUCACCAGAAGAAUUAAAAAACUUUUUUGAAAGAAGUAAAACAACUCAUGCACUUGGUAGACCAGGUGAACCAGAAGAAGUUGCUAAAACAAUUGCAUUUUUAGCAAGUAGUGAAUCCAGUUUUAUCACUGGUGCAACAUUACCAGUUGAUGGUGGGCGUCAUGCUCUGUGUCCUCGUUAAUUUAACAAAUAUUUUUCAUACAUUUAUUUUAUACAUUUUUAUAAAUAAAUAAACAAUGAUUAUUUUUGAA
Aphidius gifuensis is the source of this 963-nucleotide messenger RNA. Its product is annotated as 3-oxoacyl-[acyl-carrier-protein] reductase FabG-like. Bases 132 to 893 code for a protein of 253 amino acids. Lineage: Eukaryota; Metazoa; Arthropoda; Insecta; Hymenoptera; Braconidae. The record is from RefSeq and is a predicted model, not a curated record. The transcript is spliced from 3 exons. Gene Ontology annotation, molecular function: oxidoreductase activity.